GGAGGGAGAUAGACAGGGAGAGAUAGACAGGGAGAAAUGGCGCCUCGAUGCUGCGCUCACUGAGGCAGUGUUUGGAGCCGGCUUGAAAGAUUCAGUGAGGAAAGUCCAGAGUAGAAAACAUGGUUAACACAAGGAAGAGCUCGCGGACGCGGAGCGAUCCAUUUAUCUCGAGGACGAGGUCGUCGUCGAGAAAGGAGCGAAACUCUGAGGAACAUAAGGAACCCAGCAGUGAUGCAAGCAGUCCCAGCAGCCCACGGUUGGCACCCCCUUCCAAACGGACGCGGCGGCAGACGGUCUCUGAGCCAAGCUCCAGUGACACUUCCCCAUCACCACAGGCAAAGACCCAGAAGGUCAGCUGGGGCCUUCCCACAUACCGCACCAGGCUUUCCUCUCGCAUAAUGCAAAAUGGGCAUGCCCAUAUGGGUCACCGGAAUGAGGAAAGCGGAGGGGCAGAUCACUCUCGUAUGAACGGCCAUGUGGAGCUGAAAAGGAGCUGCCGGGUGAAGAAGAGCCAAUUUGAACACCUCAAUCAGAGCCUGCUGUUUGACCAACUGGUCAACAGCACCGCAGAGGCUGUUCUCCAGGAGAUGGACAACAUCACCAGCAUCAGGCAGAACCGUGAGGUGGAGCGACUUCGCAUGUGGACCAGAGAAACUGAGGAGGAGAACAUGGACAUGUAUUCCAGGGUGAAACGCAGGAAAUCCAUGCGCAGGAGCACUUUCAACAUGCCUGCACAUCAUAAAGCCAUGAGCAAAGCGGAGGAUGAAGAAGAAGAGGAGGAAGGGACAGAAGAGUCUCACGGUGAGGAAGAGGAGGAGGAUGCAGAGGAUGAUGACGAAGAUGAUGAAGGUGAUGAAGCGGAAGAGGCAGGGGAGGAAAAUGACAGACGCUACAACCUGAGGCAGCGUAAGACGGUGCAGAGAUAUGAGGCACCACCAAUUGAGCCUGUGAACAGAAAACAGAGCAACCCCUCACUUUUUGACACCCAUAGAUCCCCAGCAAGAAGAAGCCAUAUAAGAGUGAAGAAACAUGCCAUUCACAGCAGUGACACAACCUCCUCUUCUGAUGAAGAGCGAUUUGAGCGAAGAAAAAGCAAGAGCAUGACACGGGCUAGGAACAGAUGUUUGCCCAUGAACUUGACAGCGGAGGACCUGGCUAGUGGCGUGCUGCGUGAUCGAGGGAAAGUGGGUGCAAGCUUGGCGGAUGUGGACCCCAUGAACCUUGACAAUACAGCGAGAUUUGACAGCGUGGGUGGCCUCAGUAAUCACAUUCAGUCAUUAAAGGAGAUGGUAGUGUUUCCUCUGCUCUAUCCUGAGAUCUUUGAGAGAUUCAAGAUUCAGCCUCCCAGAGGGUGUUUGUUCUAUGGGCCACCAGGGACAGGAAAGACCCUGGUUGCACGGGCGCUUGCCAACGAGUGCAGUCAGGGAGACAGGAAGGUUGCCUUCUUCAUGAGAAAAGGAGCUGACUGCCUCAGCAAGUGGGUUGGAGAAUCAGAACGGCAGCUUCGCCUGCUCUUUGACCAGGCUUACCUGAUGAGGCCAUCCAUUAUUUUUUUUGAUGAGAUUGAUGGUUUGGCUCCUGUUCGCUCCAGCAGGCAAGACCAGAUACACAGUUCUAUUGUGUCCACACUGCUGGCCUUGAUGGACGGUUUGGACAGUCGUGGGGAGAUAGUUGUCAUUGGUGCUACAAACAGACUUGACUCUAUCGACCCGGCACUCAGGAGGCCUGGACGCUUUGACCGGGAGUUUCUGUUCAGCCUGCCCAACAAGAAGGCCAGAAAGCAAAUUUUGGAGAUUCACACAAGGGACUGGAAUCCCAAGUUGGCUGAGCCAUUUCUUGAUGAACUUGCAGAAAAAUGUGUCGGCUACUGUGGUGCUGACAUCAAAGCACUUUGCACAGAGGCAGCCUUGAUGGCGCUGCGCCGCCGCUAUCCCCAGAUCUAUGGCAGCAGCGUCAAACUGAAGCUGGAUGUCACCUCCAUCGUCCUGGGACCUGGUGACUUCAGCAAGGCAAUGAGGACAAUAGUCCCUGCCUCCCAGAGGGCUCUGGCUCCCGCAGGUCGAGCCCUGUCCCCUACCCUCAGGCCCCUGUUGGCCAGCUCUUUCUCCUUGGUGCUGAAAGCUCUGCUCCGAGUCUUCCCUCAUGCUCAGUGUACUGACAGGGACAACACACAAGGCGGUGACAAUCAUCUGCUUGAAGAGGACUUGUACAGCGAUGAUGACAAUGAGGAUGGCUCUGCCUCCAUUUAUGAAGUCCAGCCUGCUGCAUCCCCAAAGAGUCAGCUCUCCUCUUCUGUAAUGCACAGACCCUUCCUCCAUUUUUCCUCUUCUGCCCUCCAGCAGCCCACAGCAUACCGGCCUCGCCUGCUGCUGGCAGGGGCCCCAGGCUCAGGACAGAGCUCCCACCUGGCCCCCGCUUUGCUGCACCACCUGGACAAGCUACCAGUGCACCGCCUGGACUUGCCCACCUUGUACUCCGUCAGCGCCAAGACGCCAGAGGAGUCCUGUGCUCAGGUUUUCCGUGAGGCCCGCCGGAGCGUGCCCAGUGUGGUGUACAUGCCACAUAUCUCAGAGUGGUGGGACACAGUAAGCGACACUGUGAAGAGCACCUUCCUCACCCUGUUGCAGGAUGUUCCAUCGUUCAGCCCUGUCCUCAUCCUCUCCACCGCUGACACUCAGUACUCAAAGCUAUCAGAUGAGGUGAGAAGUAUCUUUCAGAGGACCUACGGGGAGGUAGUAACACUUUGUCCUCCAGGAGAAGAGGAGAAGAGGAACUUUUUCUCUGACCUGCUGCUGGUUCAAGCAGCCAGACCUCCACCACGCCCCAGGAAUACAGAGAGAUGUGAAGAGGUGCUACCAGAGGCAGAUCCUCCAGGCCCCAGAGUCCUGUCGGUGGAGGAACAACGGCGCCUAGCUGAACAGGAGGAAAACACAUUACGGGAGCUCAGACUCUUUCUCAGGGAUGUGACCAAGCGCCUGGCCACUGACAAACGUUUUAGCAUCUUCAGCAAGCCGGUUGACAUUGAGGAGGUGUCAGACUACCUGGAGGUGAUUAGGCAGCCCAUGGACCUUUCCACUGUUAUGACAAAGAUUGACACCCACAAAUAUUUGACAGCCAAGGAUUUCCUGGUGGACAUUGACCUCAUUUGCAGUAAUGCUUUAGAAUACAAUCCUGACAAGGAUCCUGGAGAUAAGGUGAUCAGGCACAGAGCGUGCAGUUUGAAGGACACAGCCCAUGCUAUAUUUGCUGCUGAGCUGGACCCUGAAUUUGACCGAAUGUGUGAAGAGAUAAAGGAGGCACGCAGAAAGAGGGACCUCCAGUCGCCAGCUCAGUUGACAGCAGCUCUGGGUGCGUCGCCAACUCGAAAGCACCACGGAGCAGGAGAGGAGCAGGUCAAAAGCAGCAUUCAUGGUGAGGUUGCUGACAAACCAAACACCACGAAUCAUGUAAAGCGGAAGGUUCGCCGGCGGCCUUUUUGGGGGCGUGGCAUUAUACGUAAGAGGAAGAUUUACAAGAAAGGAGAGGAAGAGGAGGAACCAGAGGCAGAAGCCCCAGGGCCUAGUGACUCAUUUUUCACACAGGAUGAAGAAUCAUCUUGUGACACUACUGGUCCUCAGCCCAAUGGCCAUCAUCCCCAUGUCCUAUCCACAGAAGAAGAGAGCUCUAGUGAGCCCCCAGUUGUGCCUCCCGCUGAUCCCCCAGAUACCGGUGAAGAAAGAGAGGAGCCAAAACCUGUGGAGGAAGAGGAGGAGCCCAUAGCCAAAGAGGCGAAGUCUGAAAAUGCAGAAAGACACAUGGAGCCACACUGCCUUGGUGGCAGCUCGCAGUCGAAUGCAGAUGGGGAUAGCCAGGCCAACCAGGCUGACUUCCAGCCUCUGAUCAAAACGUCCGAGUCUUCAGAUGCUCAGGUCCAGCCUGAACACACAGAGGGUCUUCAAGUUUCACAAGUGGACUGUGUGAAUGGAACAGAGUCAAUGGACAGCCUGGACUUACACACCCUCAAGAGAAGCAGUGAGGCUGAUACAAAGACUCCUCAGAGCACAGCUGAGGGCUGUAAUAAGCCAGAACAGGAAGAGCACAAAGACAAGAACGAGGGUAAACCAACUCAGGAGCAACAUCCCCUGGAUGAUGGGCCAGAUACAGAAACAAAGGAAGAUCACGAUAAGGAAGAUGGUUCCAAAGAGAAAACAAGCAUGUGGAGCUCACCGGAGUCGCUGAAAGGAUCUGCUGGAAGGGCAGAGGAAGAACCACAGCCUGACCCACCCCAUCCUCCAGUAGUGGUUGACCACCAGCGACUUUUGGCUCUACUGGAUAUGGUGAUAAAGAAGAGUGAAGGCUACAGCGUAGAGCAGCUGGAGAGGCUGUACUCUGUUCUCAGCCAGUGUAUCUACCAGCAUCGCAGAGAAUAUGACAAGACCCAGCUACUGGAGGAGUUGGAGGAGAGAAUCCAGCAUUUUUAUACAUUCCUGUGAGAUGGAGAGAGGAAACCAAUCAGGUAGACCCUGAACAGUCCGGGACCAUGACGACACAGACUUAGUGAGUACUCGAGCAUGAGAGAGCUUCUGGGUCCAUCAACAUUUAAAAAAAAAAAAAAAAAACAAGAUUAAAAAAAAAAAAGGCCCCCCUCCUCUUGCUUGGAAAACGAGGAUGUGGACAGAGACAUUCAACGGUGCUAUUGUCUCAGGAACCUGGCCAGAUCCAGACCCAUUCUACACAACCAAACCCCUGGAGGCGUGUGCGUGGCACACAGCGCAACACACCCCGACGUUGACGGGCAACCCUGGUGCUACUCGGGUGCUAUCCUUACCUUUAUCCAUGCUGCUCUUGGGAACAUUUCUCAACUCGGAUGACUUGCAAAGCCAACAGAUCGGGUGAUGUCAUAUCACAACCUGGCCGCUUCUCUCUACAGCAGGCAGCUCACACACACUCGCACAUGCGCCAUCACGUGGCUAUGCUUGUAUUCCUACAAACACACUCACUCAGAGCCUCACCAGCAGAAGUGUGAAUGCAGAGUGCCACUUGGAGAGGACAGACAGUGUUCUGAAUCAUUGAACUACACUGUCGAGCCCUGUUGCCCUCGAGUGGAACUCUUCACCACAUCGGCCAGUUAUCACCGCGCUAUUAUGUGGCUAAUUCUGCCAUUUUAGCUACUUGACUAGUUUAAUAUCUGAGCCACAGAUAAGGAUACUCACCCAGAACAAACGCUUACAAAGAAGUUUUAAUAGGGCACAAACUCGAUAAGGUUAGCACAGCAGGACUAGAAGCAGUUAUGUCCUCUUCAUUAUAGCGGCCAUCAGGUGUGGGAAAAGCCCCCCCAGUGUGUUAAGACCAUUGCGGAUCAUCCCAAGAACCUUGUCAUUCGAAACAGUUGUUCACACACCAUUUAUAGUGUUCAGCCUCAGCAGAUUGUCAGUUGCCGAAUAGUUUGCAGUAGCUGCACCCCCCUCAUCCCUCCCCAAUACAUUCACAGUAUGAAUGUUUUUCCUGCUUGUCAAGCUGUGCCCAACAGUUGAUUUUACCCACCAACACCCCCGGCUGAGGAAAUGGAAGCAGUACAAAUCUGAAGGCGACUGUAGUUUGCACUGCCUAGUGUGUGCCUUAUUUAAAACCUCAUGAAACUGCUAUUUUAGUAGGAUAUUUGAUUUUACUAUGACAAUAAUCAGGCUCCAAGUUGGGGUGGUUCCAAAUCAGAGUUUAGUCAUCUUUAAGCAAAAAGAUUUAAAAUAGAAAAUAAUCUGAAUGUCUUAAAGCCAUUAUACCCAUUAAAUCUUAUCUAGUUUAUACAAGUUUUAACUUAAAAAUGAACCCUGCAUAUCAGUCAUGGAGUACUCGCCUUGUGUGGUUGUGUCAGUGUCUGGCCAGAUACGUUUGCGGCACUUGAAAUAUUAGAAUAUUUAAACGUCUUCAUGUCCUGUCAAACCCCAGUCCAGCUGGGAGAGGUCAGCUGGAGCUUGACACCAGUUUUUUCAUAUGCAAAAAUCUUAACGAUGUGACUCGAAGGAUUUGUCGUGCCAAGCCUUCUCCCACUCCCCUCUUAAAAAUAAUAAAGGUGCUGACAUGGCGGUGCCUGUCACCGGCUUCCUGUUUCAACUCUGAACAUGUUAGAUGGUCCUAACACCCGACAUAAUAUGUUUAAUCUUUUUUUGUUUGUUUUUUUAUAUCAAAUGCUUGAAUUGAGAUUGUUUUUGCAUGAGUGUUGACUCCACGUUGAACAAGGCCAUUCUAGGCAGUGCUCUUCACUAAAAGUGUAUUAAAUGAUUUCAUUAUUUUUUUUCUGUUCCUCUUAUCAAAUGUGUUCCGACUUUAUAGAUUUUAUUUCUUGCUUGCUUUUCAACACCAGACAAAAGAAGCUGGAUUCUCAUCUGUGGCCAACACAGAAAGUUUUUUUUUUAAAGGUAUUUACUGAAGCUUUAUAAGGUUUAAUUGUAUUCUCACACUUUCGAGGAUGUUUUGAGCAGGUGCAAACUAGAGAAGGUCCAUUCUUUCUCUCAGAGCGCUCACGUCCGAUUGUCAAACCUCUCGGGUGAACUCGGCUCACCUCUGCCUUUUUCUCCAAUCCUGGUGACUAAAACAAAAGACCGUAUGCAAACUGGCCAUGACAGGUUAGCACUUGGACUACUGCAGAGAGGAAAAAACCAAUGCUACCUCAGCUUAGUUUAUUUUAAUGCGAAAACUGUUUACUGGGUACAAAAAAAAAAACAACAGUAUUUUCUCCUCCCCUCAAAAUACUGUUGCGACAUCUACAUGUACCAUCUUCGGUACCAGAUCAGUGCAACUACAGUUGCUGCAGUAAUCCAAGAGUUGUGUGUUAUGUUUGCAUUUGAUCCAGAUGAUGAUUGCCUAAAUUUUAAGGAUAUGAAAUGGACUAUUUUAUGCUUUAGUUUCAGGUUCUUUUUAUUUCUACUGUAUCCAGACAUAUUGAGGAGACUCCCCCGAUCCUCCUCCUGCAUUUUCUCUCCUUUUUAGAAGCGAUUAGAGCAUUUUCUGCCUCUUUACACACUUGUCGCCUUUUUUUUCCCCAAACGUUUUUAUUUCUGCAGAUUUUCAUCUCAUCAUUCAGAUUAUUUAUUAUUGUUUAACACCCAAUUCAGUCAGUUGUUUUUGUGCGUUUGGGAAGCAUCGCGCAUCCUCUUUUUUUUUUUUUACAAAAAAACAAAAAACAAAAAAAAACUUUCUGAAUUGUGCAGCGUUUGUGUAGCAGGUUUUCUUUCUUUUUUUUUGGCGUGUACGGGGGAAAUAAAAGGGUUUACAGGUCACUCAGGUUCAACAUGCCCUUUGAGCUUUUUUUUUUUUUUAUUUAUUUCGUCGUUCUGAUGUUUUCUUCGUUGAGUGGUUACAGACUGACAUACUGGAAGCGACUAACACGAGGAUAUUAAAUCAAAACUUAGUUUCUAUCCGGUGCAUCCCAGUGAGAGAAACAGGACCAGACCAACUUUUUUUUUCCCACUUUGUUCACUUUGUCUCCAGUUAUUUGCCAAAAGAGUUAUUUUAUAGGAUUUAUAAACACAUUUGGACAUAAAAUAGUUAAAUGUCAUACAUUGUGAUCUUCCUUAAUAUAAAUUUUAGCCAGUUUGGACUAACAACCAAUUUUUGUCUGGUAGGUGAGACUACUUAGUCCAGUAUGCGGAGGGAAAAGAUUCGCUCUAUCCUGACUUUAAAUUACUUCCCUGUCAUUUUGUUUUCCAGUUGUUAGUCAAACUCUUUGGUAGCUUUGUCCUUUCUGUUCAUUUGUGUAUUUAACACACCUGUUCGCAAUGUUACUUUAGUGUAAUUUAUAUUUGAAAUGAAACAUUUACUGUAUUUCUCAAUAAACUGCUGUGAUAUACUUGAAUAAAGGUGCAAACUAAA
Molecule: messenger RNA, 7848 nt
Organism: Melanotaenia boesemani (Boeseman's rainbowfish)
Lineage: Eukaryota; Metazoa; Chordata; Actinopteri; Atheriniformes; Melanotaeniidae
Gene: atad2b
Product: ATPase family AAA domain containing 2B
Exons: 28
Coding region: 120-4472 (1450 amino acids)
Biological process (GO): positive regulation of transcription by RNA polymerase II
Cellular component (GO): nucleus
Molecular function (GO): ATP hydrolysis activity; chromatin binding; histone binding
Source: RefSeq, a predicted model, not a curated record